This is a messenger RNA of Drosophila virilis, 2625 nucleotides long. RefSeq names its product alpha-Esterase-8 (gene alpha-Est8). Gene Ontology annotation, molecular function: serine hydrolase activity. Lineage: Eukaryota; Metazoa; Arthropoda; Insecta; Diptera; Drosophilidae. The record is from RefSeq and is a predicted model, not a curated record.
AGUUGACGCGCAACCCCUGAGUAAAACGCAACUCAAGCCUGAGGCCCCAAAGCCGGCGUUUAAUUAAUCAAAAUAAAUAAAACGCAGCGCAUUCAAUUAAACCGCGCAUAUGCAACGCGUCUUCAAUAGGCGGCAACAAGUGCGACGAGUUGUGUUUAACAAAUAAACAAGAAUUUAAACGAAAUUGAAUUAAAAAGAAUAUCGAACAAAAAUAUAUAGAAUAAAAUCAAUCGUUUCUAGUAAAAGCCUGCGAAAAGGGCACGUUGCGCAUACGCCGCGUGGGCGUUGAAUACAAUUUUUUAUAUGCUUGCCACUUGAAACAAUUUGGCCUUGUCGUGUUGAUAUUUACUGUGAUUUCAGGCAACUUUAGCGAAUUGUUUUUUUUCUAUUGGUUGUCGGUGUGCGUGUGUCCAUAUAGCUAAUAUUUGUGGGCUGUGCAGCAAAUUGCCCAGCAGCAACGAAUCAUAUUGUGCUACAUUUUGUGGUGGUGCGCUAACACAGACCGACAUGUCAUUCGAUAUUGCCAUCGCCGAUCAGAUGCGCAUUGCAUUAAACUAUGUCAAGUUCAAGACAAAGCAGCAGCGUUUGCGGAGCAAUGAUAAGGUUAUUGCGGAUACGAUUUACGGCAAGGUUAAGGGGGUGAAGUGGCGUUCGAUCUAUGGCAACAACUACUACAGCUUCGAGGGUAUACCCUUUGCUAAGCCGCCUGUGGGGGAGUUGCGCUUCAAGGCGCCUGUAGAGCCGGAUCGCUGGACGGAGGUGAAGCGUUGCACACGAGAGCGCACAAAGCCCUGCCAGGUGAAUCUGGUGCUGAAGCAAGUGCAAGGCAGCGAGGAUUGCCUGUACCUGAAUGUAUAUACCAGAGAGCUGCAUCCACAAAAGCCGCUGCCCGUGCUCGUUUGGAUCUAUGGCGGCGGCUUUCAAAUGGGCGAAGCCUCGCGUGAUCUCUACAGUCCCGAUUACUUUAUGAUGGAGCAUGUGGUACUAGUGACCAUUGCCUAUCGCCUGGGCGUGCUGGGCUUUCUUACCCUCGACGACGAGCAGCUGGAUGUGCCCGGCAAUGCGGGCCUCAAGGAUCAGGUGAUGGCUUUGCGCUGGGUCAAGCGCAAUUGUCACUUCUUUGGCGGAGAUCCGGAUAAUAUAACCGUCUUUGGCGAGAGCGCUGGCGGCGCAUCCACGCAUUACAUGAUGCUGACAGAGCAGACGCGGAAUCUCUUUCACAAGGCUGUGCUUAUGUCAGGCUCAGCGUUGUCGCCCUGGUCUAUAACUCCCAAACAUAACUGGGCAUGUCGCCUGGCUCAGGCUACAGGCUUUACGGGUGAGCCGAAUGACCGGGAGAUACUCAACCAUUUGCGACAUUGCAAGGCGAGCAGCAUGCUGCGCAUGGCCGAGGAUAUUAUCACCAUGGAAGAGCGGCAUCAGCGUAAGGUGAUGUUCUCCUUUGCGCCCACAGUAGAGCCAUAUGAGUCGGAGCAUUGUGUGAUACCCAAACCGCCGCUAGAGAUGAUGCGCAACUGCUGGGGCAACGAUAUACCACUCGUGGUGGGUGGCAACUCCUUUGAGGGGCUCCUCGUCUUUCCCGAGGUGCGCAAAUGGCCGGAGCUGCUGUGCGAGCUCGGCGACUGUGAGUAUCUGUCACCCGAGGAUGCCGGCCUAGAUGCUGAUCAGAGACGCGCCUUUGGCAAGCAGCUUAAGUCCACGUAUUUUGGAGACAAACAGCCCAGUCAGAAGACAAUACUCGAAUACAGUGAUCUCUGCUCGUAUAAAUAUUUCUGGCAUGGGAUACAUCGGACGCUGCUGUCGAGGAGCCUGCACGCGCCCAGGGCGCCUACAUAUCUGUAUCGGUUCGAUUUCGACUCGAAGCAUUUCAACAUAAUGCGAAUUAUUACUUGUGGCCGCAAGGUGCGCGGCACGUGCCACGCGGAUGAUUUAUCCUAUUUGUUUUACAAUGCGGCAGCCAAAAAGCUGAAGCGCCGCACGGCCGAGUUUAAGACGAUUAGGCGUCUGGUGUCCAUGCUGGUGCAGUUCGCCGCCACCGGCGAUCCCAGCAUACCCCUCGUCACGCACGAGGAACCCCAUGGGGAGACGGUGCAAGUGCAGGCACUGUCGCAGCCGCAGUCACAGUCACAGGUCUGGCUUCCUAUAUCCCGGCAGGAUGCGGUAUUCAAGUGUUUGAAUAUUUCACAUGAUGUGCAAGUGAUUGAUUUGCCCGAGGCCGACAAGCUGCGGCUCUGGGACAGCAUGUACGCCGACAAGCAACUAUUGUACUAGACAUAUGGCUGCAGCCAUCCCCUGCAUCCUCUGCACCCCCUGUAGCACUGUUAUUCACCUAUAUAGCUUUAAGCUAUGGCCCUCAGUUUGGCCCCAAAUGCACAGCCACAAGGCAAAUCUGCGCUGGCAUCAAAUGUACAUGUGUAAAUAGAGGUUUUUUUCGUGUUUUAUAGCUAGGCUAUUAAAAAUAAAUAAAAACACAUGCACAUACACAUACAAACACAAACGUGAGUGUGUAAAUAUUGAGCAUAUUUUUUAGAAAAUCCUUUGGCUAUUUAUAUUUUGAUUGAAUUAAUAUUAAAUGUGAACAUAGUGUAAACAUAAGUCGAUUAAAUAUAAAAGAAUAAAAAUCAA